GCGGAGCCGCCGCGGAGGGGGUGGGGCGGCGGCAUGGAGCAGGAGGGCGACGAGACGCCUCAGCGGCAGCAGCCCCGAAGCGGCAAUGCUUUAAUUUCCCUUAAAUUGACGAAAUUGACAGUAAAAUACGCUGCAGUAUCCCUCGAAAAGAAACACAUUAUAUAAUCCCCUAAAAAAAAAGCGUGCUUCAUGGUACGGACGUUGUAGAGCGUUUUCCUCCCGAAGAAGAGGCAGAAACGGACGUUGACGGCCAGCGUCUGUCUUGCGAGGCGUAACGCGAACGCGGCGCGGAAGUUCUUCUCCCAAAGAUAUGGAUAAGAAAACAGAUGUAGAGGAGCCUUUACCUGUGUGCAACCAGUAUCCCAAAGAAGCAGUGAGGAAAUACCAGAAUUCAGGUCGAGGUUCCAGGGGCAGUGAUUCUUCCAGGACCUCCAGGAAGAGCUUCAGGCUGGACUACAGAUUAGAAGAAGAUGUAACUAAAUCAAAGAGAGGCAAAGAUGGGAAAUUUGUCAACCCGUGGCCAACAUGGAAAUCACCAACCUUGCCAAAUAUUUUGAAGUGGUCCCUCAUGGAAAAAAAUAACAGCCACGUGCCAGGCUCAAAACAGGAACUUGAUAAAGAGCUUCCAGUGUUAAAACCUUACUUUGUUCAAAACCCGGACCUUGCUGGAAAGACUGGAACUGGUAUGCGAGUCACAUGGUUGGGACAUGCCUCAGUUAUGGUGGAAAUGGAUGAACUUGUAUUUCUCACUGACCCCAUCUUCAGCCAGCGGGCUUCCCCUACGCAGCUGAUGGGUCCCAAGCGCUUCCGAGGACCUCCGUGCACAGUAGACCAGCUCCCUAGAAUAGAUGCAGUCGUGAUCAGUCACACGCAUUAUGAUCAUUUGGACUACAACACUGUAAUGAGUUUAAACGAGCGCUUUGGCAGUGAGCUGCGCUGGUUUGUGCCUCUAGGGCUCUUAGACUGGAUGCAGAGAUGCGGUUGUGAGAAUGUGAUUGAACUGGAUUGGUGGGAAGAGAACUGCGUCCCUGGUCAUGAUGCGGUAACUUUUGUCUUCACCCCUUCUCAGCAUUGGUGCAAAAGGACUGCAACAGAUGACAACAAGGUUCUUUGGGGCAGCUGGUCUGUCUUGGGACCUUGGAAUAGGUUUUUCUUUUCAGGAGAUACUGGAUACUGUGUUGCUUUUGAACAGAUAGGUAAAAGGUUUGGACCAUUUGAUCUUGCAGCCAUCCCCAUUGGAGCUUACGAGCCAAGGUGGUUUAUGAAAUAUCAACAUGUGGAUCCUGAAGAAGCAGUAAGAAUCCAUAUUGAUGUUCAAGCAAAGAAGUCUGUAGCAAUUCACUGGGGAACCUUUGCUUUAGCAAAUGAGUAUUACUUGGAUCCUCCAGUUAAACUGAAUGAAGCUCUUGAAAGAUACGGCUUGAAAAAAGAAGACUUCUUUGUCUUAAACCAUGGAGAAUCACGAGACUUGAGUACAAAUGAUGAUGGAUUUGAAUAAUGAAAUACUAUCAAUUCCUUAUAAGCUUUGUUUGAUUUGAACUAGGAACUGAUACUACAAAUGUUGAUUUAAUGUACUUACAAAGUAGAGUUUUGAGUGGAUUGAAUUUUUAGAUUCUAGGUUUUUUGGUUUCAUAACUAAAACUUGCACACAGAUUUGAUGACAAAUUUUCAUACUAAAAUUGUUUAUAAAUCAUGAGGUGAUCUAAACACUGGUUAAUAUAUAAGGUAUUGUCUAGGACUAAUUUGCAGUUUCAACUCUUAUGUACAUCACUGAUAAAUACUGUUCUUCUUAACACUUUAUUUUCAGCUUAUCUAAAACAGCAAUAACCUCAGAACAGGACAUAUUCUUAGAAUUAAUGGCUGACUUAAAUUCAUCGUCUUUAGAAUGUCACCUCCUGCUUGUUGGUCAUUGAUCUUCGAAAUAUGCCCUGUACCUUGAUAGCUUCAGUGUAUGUUCUGUGGCAAGGAGUCUUCCAAUAAAGCACAAGUACAGUAAAAUAAUUGUUUUACUGAGUGCUUCUACAUUUUCAUUUAUUGAAGAAUCACAAAAGCUAUUUUAAAAUGAUCUAAAGAAAUGUGCCUUCUAAAGAGAGAGAUUAUUUCAUAUUGCAUCACUAAUGCAUAAAACUUACUGCUGGCCAGAAUAUCUGCACACUUCUGCUAUUUUGUCUUUAAGUUAUGCCUGAAUGUGUCUAAAAUAAUUGUCUUGUCAAAUGCAGUACAUGGAAAUGGAAAAAUCCCUUAAUGGCGCUUAUCUCUGUGUUGACGCAGCCUAUUAUUAAGUACCUUUUUUUUUUUUUUUUAAGUGAAAAGUCUUAAGCUAAGGGCUAUGCUAAUUUUUUAUAGUUUCCUUGUUAUUUUACAAAGUUGAAUGGGAGAUUAAAAAAUGGUUCAGUAUUGUAGGACUUGGCUAAAUGUAUUUGUAUCAAAUUGCCAAACUAAUUACAAAAUUAAAGCCUGUUGCUGCCAAAAA
This is a messenger RNA of Rhea pennata, 2473 nucleotides long. It is a transcript of the gene NAPEPLD, whose product is annotated as N-acyl phosphatidylethanolamine phospholipase D. Gene Ontology annotation, biological process: N-acylethanolamine metabolic process; N-acylphosphatidylethanolamine metabolic process. The record is from RefSeq and is a predicted model, not a curated record. Gene Ontology annotation, cellular component: cytoplasm; membrane-bounded organelle. Gene Ontology annotation, molecular function: N-acylphosphatidylethanolamine-specific phospholipase D activity; zinc ion binding. NCBI's taxonomy places the organism in Eukaryota, Metazoa, Chordata, Aves, Rheiformes, Rheidae. The coding region runs from base 311 to 1498 and encodes 395 amino acids. The transcript has 6 exons.